AUGCCGGAGGUGCCAGCCAUCGAUGCCGACACGCUCAGCCCCUUCCACUGGGGGGAGCAGCACGUGCAGCGCAGGGCCGCCGUGCGCGACAGGGCCGAGGAUGUCGGCCGCCGCUUCAUCCGUCCGUACAUGCCAGACCAGCACCGCGAGUUUUACGCAGAGCUGAUGUUAUUCUUUGUGGGCAGCGUGGACGCGGAGGGGCGUCCCUGGGCCUCGGCGCUUUUUGGCCGCCCGGGGUUUGUGUCCGCACCAGACCCGCACCACAUCGUCAUCGCGCCUGGCAGCCGCGGCGCCGCAGACCCGGCCAACCUGGCGGUGGGCUCCAAGGUGGGCGCGCUGGGCCUGCAGCUGCACACCCGCCGCCGCAACCGCGUCAACGGCACAGUGGUGGCCGCCACCCCUGAGGGCGGGCUGCUGCUGCAGGUCGACCAGUCGUUUGGCAACUGCCCAAAGUACAUCCAGACGCGUGACAUCACUCUGGACGAGGACCGCCUCGCCGCGCACCAUGCUGCCUCCACUGAUGCGCAGCUGACAGCCCCGGGUAGCCCCUCGCAGCAGCAGCAGCAGCAGCAGCAGCAGCGUGGCGUCGGGGCGCUGGGCCCGCGGCAGCGGGCGCUCAUAGCGGGGGCUGACACCUUCCUGCUGGCCACAUGCCUGCCACCAGGGCGCGAGGAGGGGGACGGCACCGCGGGCCCUGCCCACACGGCGGCCACCGGCUGCGAUGUGUCCCACCGCGGAGGUCCCUCCGGCUUUGUGGAAAUCGACGAGGCGGGCCUGCUCCUGACGUGGCCGGACUACGUUGGCAACAACUUCUUCAACAGUCUGGGCAACAUCGCCGCCAACCCGGCAAGCGGUCUGCUGUUCAUCGACUGGCUGACGGGUGACACCCUGCAGGUUGCGGGGGAGGCGGUUGUUGACUACGAGGCCACGUCACUGCCGGGAGCGCAGCGCACCGUGAACUUCCAGGUGCGCGAGUGGGUUCACAUCCCCGCCGCGCUGCCAAUCCGGCCGGCGCCUGUGAUCGAGCGCAGCCCGUACAACCCACGCCUGCUGGCCGGCGCGGGCCCCGCGCCUGAGCCGGUGCGGCUGGUGCGAGUGGCCCUGGAGGCGGAGGGCAUCAAGACGUACGAGUUUGAGGCUCCGCCCUCCAUGCGGUACAGCCCCGGCCAGUUCGCAUCGUUUGACUUCACGGUUGACCAGGGAGGGGGGACGCGGUCCGUCAUCAACCGCACCUGGACCAUCAGCAGCCACCCCGAGGAGACGGCGGCAAGCGGGCGCUUCUCCAUCACCGUUAAGCGCGCCGGCCUCGUGUCAAGCCUGCUGUUUGAUUCCGCGACGCCCGGUGACGCGGUGGCGUUCCGAGGGGUGGGCGGCAGCUUCACGCCCGUGACCAACAGCACCCGGCCUGCCCUGCUCGUGGCAGGCGGCAUCGGCAUCACCCCCCUGCGCGUCAUGUUCAAGCAGCUGCUGUCCGAGGGCCGCGCCGCCACGCUGCUCUACUCCGUGCGCAGCCCCCAGGAGGCGGCCUUCCUGCAGGAGCUCACUGAGCUAGCCCAGACGCAGGCCGGCGCUGCUGACGCCGGCGCCGACGCCGGGGGCGGUGCCGAGGAUAAGAGAAAGCCGCCCAGCGCUGCUGUCGUAGCCACUGUCACGGGCAGCGCAAACGGGGCCUGGGGCGGCCGGCGCGGGAGGAUCGAUGAGGCGUUGGUGCAGGAGGUGGCAGGCGGCGGCGGCCUGGCGGGGUGGGAGGUGUACAUGUGCGGGCCGGAGGCGUUCAUGGCGGCGGUGGAGGGGGUCCUGGUGGGCUGCGGUGCCGAGGCUGCCCACAUCCACACUGAAAGCUUCAGCUUCUGA
Monoraphidium neglectum is the source of this 1854-nucleotide messenger RNA. Its product is annotated as putative pyridoxamine 5'-phosphate oxidase. NCBI's taxonomy places the organism in Eukaryota, Viridiplantae, Chlorophyta, Chlorophyceae, Sphaeropleales, Selenastraceae. Gene Ontology annotation, molecular function: oxidoreductase activity. The transcript has 11 exons. Bases 1 to 1854 code for a protein of 617 amino acids. The record is from RefSeq and is a predicted model, not a curated record.